CACGUGUGUUUCGGAAGCGCGCUGAAAAACGUAAACAAACAUGCGGAUUAACGCGACAACCCAGGUUUGGUCCCAGACCGUGGUCCUUGUGCCUUACCGAGAGCAUCACGUCGCAAAGUAUCACGACUGGAUGAAGGACCCCUACUUGCAAGAGAUGACGGCUUCGGAACCCCUCUCUUUGGAACAAGAGUACGAAAUGCAGAAGUCGUGGCUAGAAGACGAAGACAAAUGUACGUUCAUCAUCUUGGAUCGGGAAACUUACGAAAGGGGCAAGGAUGAAGUAGAAGCGAUGAUCGGCGACGUAAACUUGUUCUUCAACGACCAUGACCGACCACGGGAUGCGGAAAUCGAGGUUAUGAUUGCAGAGUCGUCACAACGUCGGAAAGGCCGCGGCAAAGAGGCGAUUCACCUGAUGAUGAGAUACGGUGUUGAAGAACUUCGUGUGACGGCUUUCUCGGCCAAGAUAAAACUAAGCAAUGAAGUUAGCCGAAGGUUGUUCGAGAACAUAGGGUUUUCUUUGGUAUCGACGAGCAAUGUUUUUGAAGAAGCAACGUACCGCACUGAAGUGAAUGACUCAUUAAUAGCCAUUCUCAAUUCUGCCACACAAGAAUACAAGCUUGAAUCACUUCUCUAAUUAGCAUUUGUGGUGCUUCUGGUUUACACAUGAUGUAAUGUGACCUGUAAAUAACCUUGUAAGUGAAGUACAGCUGAAGGUUUCUAUUUUUUUAGGAGUAAUGGGCAAACUGCAAAUGAGCGCUGAAUAAACUUUAUUUGCAAACUUUCGCUUGACAAAUGAUGUCUGAGCAGCCACAAC
Messenger RNA from Rhipicephalus microplus (southern cattle tick), 814 nucleotides. It is a transcript of the gene Mnat9, whose product is annotated as microtubule-associated Nat9. Gene Ontology annotation, molecular function: N-acetyltransferase activity. NCBI's taxonomy places the organism in Eukaryota, Metazoa, Arthropoda, Arachnida, Ixodida, Ixodidae. The record is from RefSeq and is a predicted model, not a curated record.